Messenger RNA from Chlamydomonas reinhardtii, 1800 nucleotides. RefSeq lists its product as uncharacterized. Lineage: Eukaryota; Viridiplantae; Chlorophyta; Chlorophyceae; Chlamydomonadales; Chlamydomonadaceae. The record is from RefSeq and is a predicted model, not a curated record. The transcript has 3 exons. The coding region runs from base 70 to 579 and encodes 169 amino acids. Gene Ontology annotation, biological process: proteolysis.
CUUGUUCCUGGCGAGACUAUAAUUAUAUACACUACCCCAACCAGUAGUUAUAAUAUCGUUAUCUUAAAAAUGCUGGCGACUCGUUGCAAGUGCAACCUUCCAUCGCGAAGCUUCGUGGCGCCUGCGCGCUCAGUGCGGACGCGCGCGCUGCAUGUGGAGGGACGCUUCGGUGGUGGCCGUGGUGGCAAUGUGAUUGACCGCCCGGACGUGGACGUCAGCAAGCGGCUGGGUGGCUUCGACCUGAGCGACUGGAACAUUCCUUCCUGGGACGCGAAGACCGACAACGGCAACAACGGCAGCAACACGGAUAAGGACAAGAAGAGCCCUCCCGGUGGUGGCAACUACCGCGUCCUGCUGCUGGACUCUCCGCAGCACACGGAGAAGGGCGUUGUGGCAGCCAUCACGCGCGUGGUCCCGGGCACCAACCCCGACCACGCCCGCAACUGUUUUGCUACCUCCAAGCAGCUGGGCAUGGCGAUCAUCACCACGGCGCUCAAGGAGCAUGCAGAGCUGUACCGCGAGCAGCUCUUCACCUACCGCGUGCGUACGGCCUUGGAGCCUGACAACAGCACUGUGUAAGGCUCUCCGGCCUUAUGAGUGCGGGAAGCACAUCUUGGGAGAGCUAACGGGGUCACGGAGCUUCCUACAUCGUCGUCGGACGCUCCCUGGGCACUCGAGGGUGGGGAGCAUGCAGCGCUAUGGCGGAGAGCAGUGCCGAGGAAGGCAAUUGAGGCCAUGAGAGAGAGAAGAGUGUGUGUGUGUGGUCGGGAACAUCGUGGUGCAUAUCGAACGAAGAGUGCGCGAAAGCGUGAGUGGCGUGUUGCCGGAAGGCGUGUUUAGAUAUGAGAGAGUCGUUGUGGUCCUUUGUACUAGUCUGUAUUCGGGAGUUGGGGUGGUCAGUAGCCGCAUUGGACGUAAUUCUGAUCUUAUUAUAGUUAAAUCGCUGCAGUGAUGUCGGUCCCUGUGACGUGUGUACGGUACAUGGGUGCAGUCCUGUCGUGUGUUACCGUGGUGUGUCGGGCCCUGUGUGUGCGGUCUCUGUUGGAUUGCCAUUGCGUGCACUACAUUGAGCUACGGCAACAUUUUUGACGUCAUUUUAUUCACGGGGUGUGAGCGUAUGCAUGAGGGCAUACAUAGACAGGAGUGAGGAGGACUUGAGCGCGUGGCUUUACAGUGCGGACGAGCUCGUGCAGAAAGACUGGAUCGUGAUGGGUAGGCUGCAGAGAUCUAGCUAGGAGGUCAAACGUAGAUGGUUGGCUGGAGGUGAAAUGAAUGUUACAGCACAAGCAGGCGCAGUCCGAAGGACCAUCUGUGGCCCAAUGAGGAACCGCCCUCCCGCUAAUACCUUGUACGGACACAUCGAGAGCAUCUUCUCCGCUAGCCAUACGGUAUUGGUCUUCUGGCCAGGUCCUCCAGCCAGUCACUGAAUCACAUCACGUUUGCAGGCCUAACCAUUGCAAGAGCCGUGCGCCGCGUCCAGCAAUGCAGCACCACGACAGGUCGACAGGUUGUCCCCAACACGGACGGAUUCUGCAAUGGGCCAACACACUCAGGCGUGGCGUUCAUGCGGCCUACUCCGUAACAAUGCUUCACGUGCCAACACACCGUAACGGCGGUGCUAGUGCGGGCUGCAGGUUGCCCUGUCGUGGACUGGUGCCUUUACCCAAACCCCGUCCCAUCACACACCUAAUGAGUACCAACGGUUUUGCCGCUGGCCCAAGCGGUGCAGAUUCCUCGCGUUGCCCCAAAAUGUCAACCCCUCCAUCGUCAAGCACGCCAUCCCCCCCGCACUCGCAGCAA